AUGUUUUCGCCAUUGGCAUACCCCGAUGGCGCGAUGCUGUACGAUCUUAUAACACACGUGCCUCCAGCGUCGCAUUUGUCCCUAUCGCCAUUCGAUUUAUACCGCGAGCCGCUAGCUCUCAUUGCGCUGGCGGACGGGGAGGAGCUCCACGAUGAGACGUUUAGCAAGAGACACUCGGCUAGCGGCGCGGCGACCACGACUGAGAGAAAUGUUCGUGCUUUGUACCAGGAAUUAGAAGAGUUGAGAGAUAACUACCCGAAAGCACUGGUGCAUCGGGUCAUUGUCUUUGAUUACAAGCCUCCCGAGGGAGUGCACGUCCACAUGCCUGAUGAGGGUAUAGUUACCGUCCCACCGAGGGAGGAGCGGAAGCGGACGACUAUGAAGACGGUCAUGUGCGAUACCUCGUCUUUAGUGCUAGCGGAGAUGACAACAUUGGCCAAAUCGUUCGAGGCCAUGACUACUAUAGAGUCACCUGGACUGUAUUCCGCACGAAACAUGAAUGGGAAUGCGUGGGGCGGUAGUGGUGACGGAAGCCCAAGGACAAUGUCACGACGUAACUCGCAGUUUUCCCUUCCACAACAAUUAUCACGGUCAAGUUCGGUGUCAAGUGUUGCAGACAAGACGCAAGCGAGGAUGUCGAUGCCACCUAUGGCGUCGAGGUCCCCCAGUAAUGCGACAGUCCGACCAUCAACACCGCCACGGAGCGGGCUAUCAGCAACACCAAUGAGUCCUGACGGCGCUCUCAGUGGAUCUAGCACAGGACCUUCGAGUCCCGAGCAAAAGCCACAAAAGGCGGAUGCAGACAAGUCGCGUGAGGUCAGCAGAGACCGAGUUUCAGUACAAGGGUUUGGACCUGGUGGUGCCAAUGACCGGUGGCGGCUACGCGGUAAAGGACGGACUUCGGUGCUUAUUGGAUCCAUGUACUUGCAAGCAGGACGAUGGAGCGACUCCCUCAGAGAGUUAUCAGAAGGCGCAACGGCGGCGCGAUCUCUGAAUGACCAUAUUUGGCAUGGAAAGGCUCUUGAACUCAUACUCAUGAACCUCUUUCUUCUUGGCUGGUCGAAGCUUGAGUUCCAAAUACCUACCGUCUGCUUGCCAAACCAAGACCGGCCAACCAGCACUCCGGGAAUUUUGAAAACAGAUGGCGAUGGCGCUGACCCUUCACAACCCAAGCACAUACGACAUCUACAGAGCUUACUUCCCGAACUCCUCGAUAGGAUCUUGGGCUUGUAUUCUCGGAUAUCCAGUGAGAACCUACCGCCACUACCGCUAGCUGAGACGACAAUUCGAUUUUGCAAAAUAUUGUCUGCUGUACAUUUGAGCGGCGGCAGACUAGACCAGAAAGCGCUUGAAGUCAUUGUCACUGGUCAAGUACCGAGCCAGACUUUAACGACGUCUCCUCGACUUACUGUCACACCGUCGAGACAGCAGAUUGUGAAUACGCUUUUCAAGGCAUUCCCAUCUUCAAGCACGGAACUCCUCACCAUUGCCGACAGAACAUCCAUAUUGAGUGGAAUUGCGAAUGUCCUUGGACCAUUGGGAUAUCACCGAAAGAAGGCAAUGGUGAUUCGAGAGCUGGUAUCUGUUCUUAUUGCCGGUCUCGUGGAAGCUCGUACAAAGGGCGCCGCGGAGGCAGGUGUCCACCCUGCGGCUGGCUUGGUUUCUCUUGUUCCGGGAAGUGAGAAGACUAGCGCUGCUGGUGUUGCACUGGACCUUGGCGAAGGGGAUAUCGAACACGGCAUCGAAGCAUUCCUAGAACUGUUGUGCAAGUCUUACGGUGUGGUUGGCUUCGACGCGUGCAAGCAUGAGAACAACGAUUGCGGCUCUGAUGCCGGCACCGGCGCCGACGCCGACACCAUUGCAAGAGUUCUUGCGCAGUCGUCAAAACGAUUCUUUGGCUUUACUGAAAUCAAACUCAACAUUCUCCGGGCAUGUAUCAACUUUUCGGAAGCUCUACCAGAUUUCAAUGGUGUGCUCAAAUUCUCCAGCGAUUUGAUGCGAACUGCAGGUUCAGGCGUUGCCCCCGGUCCUAAGCGAGAAGACGCUGCGCCGCAUAUUCAUAAAGAAGAGCAGGUUCGCCUUGUAACCAAUAUAGCGCGGACAGCUGCGCUCACGGAAAGGAUUGGGCUAGGAGAUUUGGCCGCCGAGUACUGGGAUGAAUUUCUUGUUCGUGGCAUAAUGCUUGAGCCGCUACCGAAUACAAGAGCUCCUAUCCCACACGCAAAGAGUGUUCUUCCAGGAGCCAACCCGUCACGAGCUUCGCAAGAUGUCAAUCCGUUCAUCUACAACCCGUUCUUGAAAGAACCGGAUGAAGUAGCCGCAGAAAACCUGGUCGCUGGCGAAACGGCUACGUUCAAGGUAACACUACAGAACACAUAUGAUGUCGAGGUAGACAUCGAAAGUAUGCGACUCGACACUGAAGGCGUUGAUUUCGAGCCAGUUGCCCAAGAUGCCGUUCUGGGACCAUACCGAACACAGUUGGUACGACUGAAGGGGCGCCCGAAGGCCGCUGGCGCCAUAAAGAUCACUGGGGCUAUUAUCAAGGUCCGUGGCUGCCGGGAGCGUAGAUUUCCCAUUUUUGCUCGACACUGGACGCCGUCCCGAGCCGAAAAGAUUAAGACCAAAGGCCCACCUGCUCUAGAUGUCGGCGACGAGAAGAUUCCAGCCAAGCUAGAAACCAAGCUUUUGAGCCUAAACGUUGUCCAGGCUCAACCCUUGGUGGUUGUCAAGUCGACUAGUCUCGCACAGUCGUCUGUUAUGAUACUCGAGGGUGAAAGACAAGUAUUUACUGUAACAAUGCAAAACACAUCGACCACUACGCCCGUCGACUUUAUGCUGUUUUCGUUCAAGGAUUCCACGCAAGGCCCACUACAGACGGCACUGAGCAAUCGCGAUGCUACACCCGCAGAGCUCUACGAGUACGAGUUAAUUCUUAUGAAGAAGCAGGCAUUGAGACUGCCGAGAAACGACCAGAGUCGACAUAUACCACCUGGUGGAGAGGCGACAUUCGAGUUUGAGAUAUUGGGCAAACCAGGCUUGACGCAUGCUACCAUUCAAGCUGACUACACUUUUCUCGGAGUUCCGCGGGAUGAAAUUACUGAACAGUUUUACACCCGCCAGCUAUCGCUAGACUUGACCGUUACGGUGAACGCUAGCGUUGAACUUGCCCGCAUCGACGCUGUUGCCAUGCAGGGGCAUCUUCCACCCCCGUUAUUGGAGAGGCUUGGUGCUGAUGCGGAAAACACGCCUGCGGAUAAGUAUUGUCUACUAGCCGUAGAUUUACGCAAUGCUUGGCCAAGCCAAAUGUCGAUUCGUUUGGAAGGCGAAGAAGGAAUGGCGGUAGAGGAUAGCAUCCUCCCCGGAAAGACAAGCAGGGUCGUCAUGCCCGUCAAGCGGGUGUACCUCGAAGAUCCCCAUGAAUCGGUACCAAGCCUCAAUCCAUCACGCAACAGACAAUUUGUGGUUAGUACCAGCAAGAUAUCGCCAGACAUGGAACGUGCGAAUCGCGAGGCCUUUUGGUACCGUGAGAAGCUGCUUCAAAAUCUCAAGGCAACAUGGCGGACAACGUCAAUCCCCAAACGCCGUGGUGUGGUUGAACUACGCAGCAUUCGGCUGACGCCUCGAAUGAUUGAAGCCAUCAAGGUCGAUGAGGUGGACAUUAGUGUGUCCGUGGAGGGCGCUCCGGACAACACGGUGUAUGUGGAUGAGUUUCUGCAGCUAAAGGUCCAGGUCGUAAACAGAACAUCCAAACCCAUAACACCGCUCAUGAGGUUGAUGCCGGCGUUGUGCCAUCGGCCAUUAAACGUGGCUCUUGAUUACACGAGAAAAUUCGCUUGGAACGGUGCUUUGCAACAGCUGCUUCCAGAACUCCAGGGGCAUGACAGCACCGAAUUCGUCAUUGGAGUGACGGCGCUCUGUCGGGGCGAAUUCGAGAUUGCGGCAUCUGUGGAGGAAGUGCAGGUGCUUGAUACCAGGGUGAGAGAAGAAGGGGAGCCAAGUCGGCCGCGGUCUGAUACCCAAAAGCUGAUGGACGCUGCGCUGGGCGUCAAGGAUAGGAGAGUGUGGCAUUCGCGGCGAGCUUGCAUUUUGAGAGUGAAGGACCGAGUGUGA
Pochonia chlamydosporia 170 is the source of this 4110-nucleotide messenger RNA. Its product is annotated as hypercellular protein HypA. Bases 1 to 4110 code for a protein of 1369 amino acids. The transcript has a single exon. The record is from RefSeq and is a predicted model, not a curated record. Lineage: Eukaryota; Fungi; Ascomycota; Sordariomycetes; Hypocreales; Clavicipitaceae. Gene Ontology annotation, cellular component: trans-Golgi network.